AUGGCGCUGUGGACUCCUUACGCGGAACAAGCCUUGGACUUGACCAAGACGUCCAACGAACGAGUUGAGGACCGGUCCACGAGACCGACCGUCCCUGACAUUAGAUACUCAUCAGAAUCACCGGUCGAGAACAGAUAUAAUAAUUACAUAUAUGAGUACAAUACUCAAGCAUACAAUGACUGGUCGUACCAAAAAGCUCCGUCGCCGCCGCACUCACCCGACGUCAUCGAAGUUGACUCAUUGGCUGAUGACUUGGAGUAUCAAGCCUUCGAACGAGACGCACUCCGAGCUAUGGCAGAGAAGAACGGAGGAAUCUUACUUGGAAAUAAUCCGCGGAUGAGACGAGCGGUACAGACGACACAGGAGGCUGACGACUUGUAUAGAAAACAGAGGGAGAGAAAUAACUUCGCGGCGAAACAGAGUAGAGACAGGAGGAAGUUAAGAGAAGUCAGACUAGCCUUCCAAGUAACCUUCCUCAAGAAGAAGAUUGCGGAUCUGAAGGCUCGGCUCGGAGACAAGGUCUGUGGGAGAUGUAAACAACAGUGUAGCUGUUAG
Molecule: messenger RNA, 555 nt
Organism: Danaus chrysippus (African queen)
Lineage: Eukaryota; Metazoa; Arthropoda; Insecta; Lepidoptera; Nymphalidae
Source: the annotation of a GenBank genome assembly